AAGUGAUCCAGUUGAUUCUGCCUGAAGAUCAGAGAAUUAGCAUUACUGCAACAACUGUGGGACAAAGUGCUGUUCUGAGCUGUGCUGUCCAGGGAGCCUUAAGGCCCCCCAUCAUCUGGAAGAGGAACAAUAUUAUUCUAAAUAAUUUAGAUUUGGAAGAUAUCAAUGACUUUGGAGAUGAUGGGUCCCUGUAUAUAACUAAGGUUACCACCACUCACAUGGGCAAUUAUACCUGCUACGCAGCUGGCUAUGAACACAUCUAUCAGACUCAUAUCUUCCAAGUAAAUGUUCCUCCAGUCAUCCGGGUGUAUCCUGAGAGUCAGGCCAGAGAACCAGGGGUAACUGCAAGCCUUAGGUGCCAUGCAGAGGGUAUACAACCUCAGCUUGGCUGGCUGAAGAAUGGAAUUGAUAUUACACCAAAGCUGUCCAAACAACUCACACUUCAAGCAAAUGGCAGUGAGGUUCACAUAAGCAAUGUACGCUAUGAAGACACAGGAGCAUACACUUGCAUUGCCAGAAAUGAAGCAGGAGUGGAUGAGGACAUCUCUUCUCUUUUUGUGGAAGAUUCUGCUCGAAAGACCCGUCUGGGAAUUGGGAACAUGUUCUAUGUUUUUUAUGAAGAUGGAAUCAAAGUGAUACAACCCAUAGAAUGUGAAUUUCAGAGACACAUUAAGCCUAAUGAAAAGCUCCUUGGAUUUCAGGAUGAAGUCUGUCCCAAAGUGGAGAAAGAUGAAAUCCAGAGGUGUGUUUGGGCCUCAGCUGUUAAUGUCAAAGACAAGUUCAUUUAUGUUGCCCAACCAACUUUGGACAGAGUCCUGAUUGUUGAUGUGCAGUCACAAAAAGUUGUUCAGGCAGUGAUCACAGACCCCGUUCCAGUGAAGCUACACUAUGAUAAAUCACAUGACCAGGUGUGGGUGCUAAGCUGGGGCACCAUGGACAAGACUUCACCCACACUCCAGGUAAUAACCCUGGCCAGUGGUAAUGCGCCUCACCACACCAUCCAUACCCAGCCAGUUGGAAGGCAAUUUGACAGAGUGGACAAUUUUUUCAUUCCCACCACAACGCUCAUUAUCACCCAUAUCAGGUAA
Molecule: messenger RNA, 1088 nt
Organism: Castor canadensis (American beaver)
Lineage: Eukaryota; Metazoa; Chordata; Mammalia; Rodentia; Castoridae
Source: RefSeq, a predicted model, not a curated record